GCCUCACGGCUGCAUUCUUGUUGCUUCCUGGGUUAAUGAUUGCUGGGGUGGUGAAGUGCUGCCAGUCUCCAGCACACAGCAGUUGACCUCACCUUUGCCUGCGCUGCGGGGUGCACCAUGGUGGAGGUGAUGGUGACACCGAGCUCCUCGCUGGCUGACCAGACGGUGCAGGUGGUGGUUUCUGGGCUGGCUCCCUCACAGUUGGUGACUCUGCGUGCCUGGCUGAUGGAUGAGCAUGGCGAGCGCUUCCAAGCACGUGCAUUCUACCGCUCUGAUGAGGAGGGCACAGUGGAUGUUGGGCGGCACGCUGCCCUGGGGGGCAACUACACCGGCGUCUGGCCCAUGGGGCUCUUCUGGUUCCUGCAGCCUGACAGCCUCUUCAAGCGCCUGGUGAAGCGCGAUGUGAUGGGCAGCCCCUUCCUCGUCCACCUGGAGGUGUUUGAUGGCCUCCGCCUGGUGUCAGGGCAGCAGGAUGAGCCUCUGGCCACCUGCACCACUGAACGGUGGUAUGUGGGCCCUGGUGUGCAGCGGGUGCCCAUCCGUGAGGGGAGGGUGCGGGGGGCCCUGCUGCUGCCACCAGGCCCAGGGCCCUUUCCAGCAGUGAUCGACCUGUUUGGGGGUGCGGGUGGUCUCAUUGAGUUCCGGGCUGGGCUGCUGGCCAGCCGGGGCUUUGCAGUGCUGGCUUUGGCUUUCUUCGCCUACGAGGACCUCCCCAAAGGCCUAACCCAGCUUGACCUGGAUUAUUUCGAGGAGGCUGCUGAGCUGCUCCUGCAGCACCCCAAGGUGCGAGGCCCAGGGCUGGGUGUCAUUGGUGUGUCCAAAGGGGCUGAGGUGGCUCUGGCCAUGGCUGCCUUCCUCCCACAAGUGGUGGCCACAGUGUGGAUCAAUGGCACGACCUUCCUGUAUGGCAACCCGCUGCUCUACAAGGGCCUCCGCAUCCCUUCCAUCCCCUACCAGACCGAGCGCAUGCUCUUCACCGAGCUGGGUGCCAUGGACAAUUCGGCCAUCUUUGCUGACCCGCGCAGUCCAGCCUGCAGCUCCUCAGCCAUCCCAGUGGAGAAGAUCCAAGGCAAGGUCCUCUUUGUUGUGGGUGAGGCCGAUCGCAGCUUCAACAGCAAGCUCUUUGCCCAGCUGGCCACAGAACGCCUGCCACAGGAUGCCUACCGCCUGCUGUCCUACCCUGGGGCUGGCCACCUCAUCGAGCCUCCUGGCUCACCCCUCUGCAGCAUCUCCAGCCUGCGUGGCAGCCCUCUGCCUGUGGUGUGGGGUGGAGAGCCCCAGCCCCAUGCCAGGGCGCAGCAGCAUUCAUGGCAGGAGAUUGUGCAGUUCUUGGAGCUGCACUUGAGCCCUGCUCCUGCUAUCAAGCUGUGAGCUGCACAAUAAAGGCAAUGGUUGCACUCGGGGCACGUUGGGA
Molecule: messenger RNA, 1414 nt
Organism: Meleagris gallopavo (turkey)
Lineage: Eukaryota; Metazoa; Chordata; Aves; Galliformes; Phasianidae
Product: acyl-coenzyme A amino acid N-acyltransferase 2
Biological process (GO): fatty acid metabolic process; acyl-CoA metabolic process
Cellular component (GO): peroxisome
Molecular function (GO): fatty acyl-CoA hydrolase activity
Source: RefSeq, a predicted model, not a curated record